Capra hircus (goat) is the source of this 7074-nucleotide messenger RNA. RefSeq names its product RNA binding region (RNP1, RRM) containing 3 (gene RNPC3). The transcript is spliced from 15 exons. Gene Ontology annotation, biological process: mRNA splicing, via spliceosome. Bases 407 to 1960 code for a protein of 517 amino acids. Gene Ontology annotation, molecular function: protein binding; U12 snRNA binding; pre-mRNA intronic binding. Lineage: Eukaryota; Metazoa; Chordata; Mammalia; Artiodactyla; Bovidae. Gene Ontology annotation, cellular component: U12-type spliceosomal complex. The record is from RefSeq and is a predicted model, not a curated record.
CCCAGACCGGCGCCCCGCUCGCACAUGCGCAGCAGUAAGUCCUUCUGCCCUUGGGGUUACUUCCUCCUCAGAAAAGGCGGCUGUAAGUCCGUCGUACUUUAACAUAUUUUAAUCCUCACACCUCUCUCGGGGGAAUUUUUGUUUAAAACAGCAGCAGCAGCUAUCUGGAAUUUGAAUCAUUUUGGUUUCCUAUCACUGGAACUUCCCCUUUCAAUCUAAGGAACUUGUCUCCGAAAAGUUGUCAUCCGUUUGUGGUGCAGAUCUCGCGAGAAGGCGACCGUCUCUCGCGUUAUUUCCUUGCUUCCAGAAUCCUUAGCGCGGAGUGGAAGAAGACUCUUUUAGCUCCGCUUCUUUUGAUUACUGCGGUUUCCUCAGCGGCUUCCCAGGUGCUGAGUCUGUGUGAGAAAUGGCGGCCCCAGAACAGCCGCUUCCGAUGUCCAGAGGAUGCCAGAGUUCUGUUUCGCUUUCUCCCCCGCGGGGCGACCGAACCCUUCUAGUGAGGCACCUGCCAGCCGAGCUUACCGCUGAGGAGAAAGAGGACUUGCUGAAGUAUUUCGGGGCGCAGUCCGUGCGCGUCCUAUCCGAUAAGGGGCGUCUGAAACAUACAGCUUUUGCUACUUUCCCUAAUGAAAAAACAGCUGUGAAGGCAUUGACAAGACUUCAUCAACUGAAACUUUUGGGUCAUACUUUAGUUGUUGAAUUUGCAAAAGAGCAAGAUCGAGUUCAUUCACCAUGUCCCUCUUUGGGAACUGAAAAAAAGAAAAGGUCUGAUGAUCCUGUGGAAGAUGAUAAAGAAAAGAAAGAACUUGAUUGUUUAACCAUAGAAAAUGGAAUCGCACCAAACCAUGGGCUGACUUUUCCUCUAAAUUCAUGCCUCAAGUAUAUGUACCCACCACCUUCAAGUACAAUCCUAGCAAAUAUAGUAAAUGCUUUGGCAAGUGUGCCUAAGUUCUAUGUACAGGUGCUUCAUCUUAUGAAUAAAAUGAAUUUGCCUACACCUUUUGGACCAAUUACUACCCGGCCUCCCAUGUAUGAGGACUAUAUGCCAUUACAUGCACCUCUUCCAGCUACAUCUCCUCAGCCACCAGAGGAACCUCCUUUGCCAGAUGAGGAUGAGGAAUUAUCUAGUAAAGAAUCAGAAUAUGAAAGCAGUGAUGAUGAAGACCGUCAAAGAAUGACCAAACUAAUGGAACUGGCAAAUCUUCAGCCCAAAAGACCAAAACCAGUAAAGCAACGCCAUGUGAGAAAAAAGAGAAAAAUAAAGGAUAUGUUGAAUAUACCAUCAUCUGCUUCACACAGCAGUUUACAUCCAGUAUUGUUACCUUCGGAUGUAUUUGACCAACCACAACCUGUAGGUAAUAAAAAAAUUGAAUUCCAUAUAUCUACUGACAUGCAAGCUGCAUUUAAGAAAGAUUUAGAAAAGCAACAGAAUUGUGAAGAAGAAAAUUGUGACUUACCUGCUACUGAAGCUGAUGCAUCUAAUAUAGGAUUUGGAAAAAUCUUCCCCCAACCAAAUUUGAACAUCACAGAGGAGAUUAAAGAUGACUCUGAUGAAAUGCCAUCGGAAUGUAUUUCUAGAAGGGAGUUGGAAAAGGGCAGAAUUUCUCGAGAAGAAAUGGAAACACUCUCAGUUUUUAGAAGUUACGAACCUGGUGAACCAAACUGUAGAAUUUAUGUAAAGAAUUUAGCUAAACAUGUUCAGGAAAAGGACCUUAAAUUUAUUUUUGGAAGAUAUGUUGACUUUUCAUCAGAAACACAACGGAUAAUGUUUGAUAUACGCUUGAUGAAAGAAGGUCGCAUGAAAGGACAAGCUUUCAUUGGACUUCCAAAUGAAAAAGCAGCAGCCAAAGCGUUAAAGGAAGCUAAUGGAUAUGUUCUUUUUGGAAAACCUAUGGUGGUUCAAUUUGCUCGAUCUGCUAGACCAAAACAAGAUUCUAAAGAAGGAAAAAGAAAGUGUUAAAAAUUAGUAAAGAAGCAUCCCUGCGUAAAUACUGCUGUAAUACUGUCAUACAAAGUGUAUCCUUUCUUGUCGUAUCCUUUUGGGGCAGUGUUUUUUUAUUUUCCUAGAAGUGUUUUGUCUCUCCUCAACCCACUGAUCCAGCUUAUGCAAUAAUUUUUUUUUUUACAAUGUACUGAAAUUAUUUCUAAAAUUAUCUGUGUUGAUUGAAUACAUCUUUUAUGUGGUUUUUAUAUUUGUUGCUGAAUUUUCUGUGCUAUCCUUUAGGUUAUGUAGUUUUUCCAGAGAAAGUUAGUGAAUCAGGUCAACUUAUGUACAUGGAGGAUGGAUACAUUUGCUUUAACACAGAUUUUAUUCUUGCUUCUUCUAUUUAUAUAUUUUCUAAGUCUAAUUCAGUAACAAAUGCUUUCUCUUUCAUGAUGUAUAUGGUUUAGGUAUUCUGUAUAACCUAUUAUAAAAUUCUUCCUCCCCCUCCCCCACGCCCAUACAUAUGUUGAAAUUUUAAAUAACUGAAUUUCAGUGUGAAUUCCAAAUAAGAGUAGCAGACAUCUGAGGUUUUAUUAUUGAAAUCUCCUUUGAGAUAGCAAGUAGAAGUAUCUUUUUUCCCUUUCAUUUUCUAAACAAAAUAAAAAGAUUAAGAAAAGAGUAACAGAGAGGAGAAGACAUAAAGUUGACUCAGGGUAGCACAAUAAGUGGAAAGAAACAGUUCUGGUAGGUAUGUAAGAGCAGUGGUUUCCAGACCUGUUGAUAAUCAGAACUGCCCAAACAGUGGUUCUCAAUUUGGCUGCAUAUUAGAAUGACUUGCAGAACUUUUAAAAAAAAAAAAGAAAAAUAAUAAAGUAAAAAGUAUGUUGCUUGGGUUUCUUCCCAGAGUUUUGUUUUAAUUGGCCUAGAUUUCUGCAUAGAUAUCAAUAUUUUCAAACUUCACUGAGUAUUGGUUCUAAUGUGCAACCAAGGUUGAGAACCACUGAGGAAAGGAUUUUUAUACGUUAAGAUUCCUGGACUCUAUCUUGGAACUGAUAGAUGAAAAUAUCUGGAAUCAGGACCAAGAAUCUAAUUUUCCCUUAUUAAUUCUGAGGACUGACCAAUUUAAAUACUGCUUUGUUACAUUAAACUGAUUACAUGGGUCCAAGACAUCACCCUAGCCAUCUAAACUUUUAUUAGUAGGAAAAUACAGCAUUGGAAUCUUUGCAUCCCUUUUCUUACUAAUCCUACAAAUAGUACUAUGAAAACAAUGCAAAAUUCUGUUGUUAAUCAUUAUCACUCAAAAGAUACAAAAAGCACGAGAUAUUGAAAUUGUUGUUGCUUUUUUCUAUUGACACAGUUAAAUAUUUUAUUUUUUAAUGUUAUAAAUCAGUUUACAUGCUGUUAGAUAAUUAAAAUUUUGUUGCACUGACAUGAUUCACUAAUUUUCCAAAUAUAAAUGUUCUAGCUUUUAGUUAUUUUAUAAUAGUGAACUGUUUAAUAAUCAUUAUUUUUAAUGAAUUUUUAUGGUGUUUUAGGUUCCUUUAUCUCUCAAGUACUUUCCACCUUUGUGGAGAUGAAAUUGACCACCUGGACUAUGGAACUGUGCGUAAUAGCUUUUAAAGUGUAUUUAAAAAUUAAAUCUAUAUGCAUUUAAAUCAGUUUAUUAGAGCUCUAUCACAUGUAUUUUAAUCAUCUUCCUCGUAUAAUAAAUUAUUUUCUUUCCAAUUAAAAUAAUGAUCUUAAUUUUUCUUUGUUAUUUAUAUGUUGAGGAAAGUAUAAUUUGAUAAUUACAUAAAUUUUUUAUCAAGUAAUUUUAUAAUACUAAAUAUAAAUUUUCUUUUAUGGUUACAAAUAUUGCCCUUUUUCAUUCUUACUUGUAUACUGAUGCACUUAAUUUUUUUUAUAGUAAUCUUAUUUUUUUCUAAUUAUUCUCCAAGUAGUUUUAUUUGGUUGAAUUUUGAUGAUUUUGAUCUUGUUUGUUUUGAUUUUGUUUUUUCUCUUAAGUGGUGGGGGAUUUUUCACAGGUUAGGAAAUUUGUAUACAUGCCCUAACAGUUUUUCGUUGUUGUGUCUCCCAGUGUAUCAGAAUGUCACUCAGUGGUAUAAAUGUUUCCUAUAUAAAAUUAUUCUGUUCCCUUAGUAAAAUUAAUUUCAGCUGUAUGAUAAGUAGGAAAUAUUGAUAGUUUUAAUGAAUUUGUUCUGGUUGAUACUCUUCUGUGAGUAUGUAGUAACAGUUUUACCUUAGAGUCACUUAGAUCUUUGUUGGAAUGGUCUUGUGUAUCACAGCUUCUUCCCUUUUACUCAUAGCUUUGUGAAAUAAGGUAAGUGAAAAGUUUAAAGGUAGCAAAUAGAAGAAUGGAGAUUUGAACCCUGAAACAAUCUAAUAUUUAGAUGUCAAGUGGUAAGAAAACAUGACUAAGAGUAGAUAAACCCAAGUGAAGAAAGAAGCCCAGCUAGGAAGGAGUGAUUAAAUAUGUUAGGUCUGUUGAUGGUGCAAGAAAGAUGAGUUCCGAAGACAACUGUUAAGGAGUCUUGCUUUCUCAGGGAAUAGUGAAAUGGGUUGUUAAUACAGGGGGAUAAAGAUUGAAAAUAUUGCAGAUUUGUAUGGUCUAAUGUAGUAGAGAAAAAACAGAGACAUGAUGCAGGAGUGAGAGGAAUGUCACUGGAACCAUAGAUUCAGUGUUUAAAUAGAAGGGUUAGUUUUACAGAUGGUGUGUAAACAGUUCAUUAAUAGCAGUGGAAGGAAGGACAGAUUAUAAAGAUCUAGAUAUUUGCAGUUCAGUAUAUCUAAUGGGAGCAUGUAAAAUUUUUGUUGUAUUUUCUCAGUAAAUAGGAAGCAAGGUCAUGAAGUGGAGGGAAGAACUCUUGGGGAAAAAUGGAUUGAGGAAAGAAAAUAUAGAUAUUUAGGGAAGUGAGAAAAAGACACUUAGAAGGAUUGCUGGAUAUUACUUUAAAAGUGCCUACUUGAAGUCCAUGGUUGUUAAUUUAAUUGAGAUCAGUCAAUGUGGUUUUGUGUUUUUCCCAAUUUAGCCUUUGUACUGCUGUUGAGUAAACAGUCAGAUUUUUAAAGUUGGUAUUUUCUCACAUGAAUAUAACAAAAAGGGAGAAGGGAGAAAGUGUUGACAUAAUCAAAAGAAUGAUUAUGAAGGAGGGACAUGGAAAGUAAUUUGGUAAUGAGCAAAUUGAGAAAAUGGCAUUUCAGGCACAAUGGAGAAAUGGUAUGAUCCAUUGAGAUUGCAGUGUGGUUGAAGAUGUGUUGUUAUUUCUUAGAGGUAGGAAAUUUGGGAGGUUGAAGUAGAGUAAGGGACUGAGAUUGAAAAUAUUAGAGCACAGUAAUUAGUGACUUCUGUAAUGUGAGUAUGGUAGUUGAGUGAACUUGAGGUUAUGGAAAGAGAUGAAUUCAAGAAAUUGAGAAACUUGGAUAUCAAAAGGAUCAUAUGCAUAUCAUUAAUUAUGAUAGGGGUAGUGAGCCAAAAGCUAAAUUAUUCCUUGGAAUGUGUAAAUUUGUCAGGUUUAUGACAGUGCACUCCAGUAUUUGUGCCUGGAGAAUCCCAUGGACAGAGGAGCCUUGAGGGCUACAGUUUAUGUGGUCGCAAAGAGUUGGACACAACUGAGUGACUAACACAAACACUACCGAAAAAGAAUGUUUCUUAAAAUCAACCUUAUCCUGCUGUAGUGUUGAGAGUUUCACCCUUAAUAGUUCACUGAAAAAUAGUGUAUUAAAGUGGUUUUACAGGUAUAGGUUCAAAAUUCAAAUGUGUCCAUGCCUUAGUUGCUUUAUGGCUUUUUUUUUUUUUUUUUUGCAUUUUCCAUGGGAGUAAUAAAAAUGGCUAACUUGAGAUUGUUGUAAAGUUCAUUAGAUGGAUAUAAAAUACUUGCAUAUGGUUGUGUGUGUGUGUGUGUGUAUAUAGAGAGUGUCACAUUUUCAAUAAAUAUUAGCUCUCAUAGUGGUGGUUGUGGUGAUUCUCAACUCACCCUGAUACUGAAGGUGAUAAAAAAUUCUGAGAUUUUCAGUAAUUCAGUCAUCUUUGAUUAUCACUGAGAUGCCCAGAUUCUUCCUUGCCACACCUAGGGAGCAAGAGACUAUUUGAAAAGUUGUCUAGAAAUUACGGAGCUGGAGAAGUAACUUACAUAGCAAGAGCCCAAAUAGCUAGUCUGUCAUUGGAUUUUUCAGUUACUUUAAACAAUAAGUACCUUUUUCCUUUUGCCAGAGAGAUUUGGCACACUGGCCAAGUGUGGGUCAGACACAUCACCUCUGAGGCGAGAAGUGAAGUUUCAUAUAAACCAUGUGAAAUGAGAGUUGGGAAUAGGCUUGUUCAUUAAAGGAAAAGCAUAGCACUGUAAAAUCAGAAAAGAAACGUAGAUAUUAGGCAGCUAAAAACAAAUGUUUUGCUACAAUAUGCAGUAUAUAAAACUUUUUGCCAUGUGAUUGUUUUCCAUUUAUGCCUUUUACAAGGGCCUGGACUAGUGUAAAGCAAAGGAGGUUCCUAGGGUAUAAAAUUUAAGGAGGCAUAUACUUUCAAGUAAUGCAAGUGCUCCUCACUGUACCUUAGUCAUUAACAGAAUCAGCAUAAUCCUGAUUAGGUAAAUCACCAAACUAAAAAAAAAAAAAAAAAUGGUAGCAUACAAGUUGGGCUUUCCUGGUGGUUUGUGGUAAAGAAUCUGCCUGGCAAUACAGGAGAUGUGGGUUCGAUCCCUGGGUCAGGAAUAGCCCCUAGAGAAGGAAAUGGCAACUCACUCCAGUAUUCUUGCCUGGAGAAAUCCCAUGGACAAAGGAGCCUGGCGGGCUACUGUCCAAGGGGUUGCAAAAGAGUUGGAUACAACUUAGCAACUAGACAACAACAGCGAAGCAUACAAGUUGCUGGUUUAGAUGAUUUGGAAAGUAUUUGCUGUGCAAGUGAAACUCCUUCAAAAACCAAAGUCUUGAGAGAUUAAGUCUUUGAAAUUUGAAAGGAAGUAAGACAAAGGAAUCAAUACCUAUUAAGCACCUAAAAUUUUAAAGACAUUGUACUGUUUAUGUAUAGUAAUUUGAUCUUUAACACCCUGUAAGAAGAGAACACUUCCCUUUGUGAGUAAUGAAGUUUUUUGAUAAACUUCAACUGUGAGUUAAUAAGAUACUUUAUUACAUUUAAUUGUUUUUACUAAUGCAUG